This is a messenger RNA of Paramisgurnus dabryanus, 1946 nucleotides long. RefSeq names its product galectin-5-like. Gene Ontology annotation, molecular function: galactoside binding; carbohydrate binding. The record is from RefSeq and is a predicted model, not a curated record. Gene Ontology annotation, cellular component: nucleus; cytosol. NCBI's taxonomy places the organism in Eukaryota, Metazoa, Chordata, Actinopteri, Cypriniformes, Cobitidae. Gene Ontology annotation, biological process: positive regulation of gene expression; negative regulation of type II interferon production; negative regulation of CD4-positive, alpha-beta T cell proliferation.
CUUAGAGAUUUGGUGAUCAGUCUUAAAUAGCAGUAGCUGAAGGUCUACAUACUGUAAGAACUGUAAGAAUGGCAUUUAAUCAGCAACAGCCGUUUUACAACCCGGCUUUACCUCCACAGCACGGUUUUCCUCCUCAGCAGGCCAUACCUCCUGUAUGUGGGUUUCCUUCAUACCCAUCUGCAGUCGGCUAUACGAUCCCAUACAAAACGAUAAUCAAUGGUGGAUUAUAUCCUGGGAAAAACAUUAUCAUCCAAGGAAUUAUUAACCCUAAUGCCAAGAGAUUGGCGUUUAACCUGUGUCACAGAACCGGGAUUGCAUUGCACUACAAUCCCCGAUUUGAUGAGAAUGUGGUUGUUCGAAACAGCCAUAAGAUGGAGAAGUGGGAUGCAGAGGAACGGUUUGGAGGCAUGCCAUUCCAAAGAGGACAACCUUUUCAGGUCACCAUCACUUGCAAUCCCCAUCAUUACAAUGUGUUUGUCAAUGGCCAACAAGCACACACUUUCAAUCACCGUUACACAAAUCUGCAUGAGAUUGAUAUUUUGGAGGUUUGUGGGGAUGUACAGUUAACUUUAGUGCAGGUUUAACAAGGAUUUCCUUUUUGAUAAAUCCCCAUAAACCAUGUUUUUAGCUAAAUUAUGUUUGACAGUUAAGGUGUAUUCAUCCAGGCCACUAUUUUAUGCUAACUAAAUGAAAUAGAUACAUUUAUCAAAAUUGUGUCUGUAAAGUGUAAGCAUUUGCACCUGUAGACAAUAUUCUCAGUUAUUUUCCACUUGACAACAGUCAGUAUUUCAUUAAGUAUUUUCACUAGGGGAUUACUGUGGCUUUUUUAAUGCAGGAAACUUUAUAAAGUUAAUAUAAGUUUUAUAAGAUUAAUAUAACAAUAAAGUUAAUUUAGACCAAAUUGCUGUUAGGUUUUUUUUAUGUUAUGAUUUGAGUAUUUUUACUUUUUAAAUUUGAAAGCCUAGACAAUAUGACACAUUUUAUCAAAUUUUAUCAAAGAUUUAACAACAUUAAUUCCAUGCUACGAAAUAUAUGAACACUUAAAUACACUUAAGUUAUAUACUGUAACAAUUCUUUCUAGUUCUCAAAUCUUAUUGGCUAAGAGCCCUUUCCAGCCUUGUGUGACAUUCUACUAAUAUCAGAAUUGUAACCGCUUCACUGGUUGUAUUGUUCCGCCACCUACUGGUCAUUUUAGUGAGCGAGGCGAGGCUUCUUUCUUGAGCCAGCCAUAUGGUCACAUAUCUGUGACUGGAAAAAGCUGCCACCAGAGCGAAUGGUUACACACACACAUCCACUGGCACAAACACUGUUUUUAAACACUUUCUGUGUGUCUCAAUAAAUUCCAUAUAGCUCGUGAACCAGUCCUUGUAUCCCAAUCGAAUGUGAUAUCCCUACGCUGUAAUCCCGUCAUAGAGCAGAGCUCCUGGAUGUAAAGUUUCGAGGGAUUAGCGCAAUAAUGUCACAUCGUGUGGAUGAUUAAAAUAUACUUGGCGAAUAAAGCAAUGAAAACAAUAAUUUUCUUGUUAUCUGGAUUGUCUGUUUAUGCAUGUACCCUUCACGGAGUGCACUUAUAAGGAGGCAAAAAUGCCUUUUGAAAGGACACUAGGUGUUUAUCAAUGUCAAGGAAGGAUCCUUGGAAGCCAGAAUUUCAAGGAUGCUACGUCAUCGACAUCCGUCGAAGGACUGUUCCAAUGUCGAGGAUUCUCGGAAUUUCAAGCAAGAACUGAGCCCUUCGUUCGAAAAAUAUCCCAUAUAUAGGAAAGGAUGCAUAUGUGUAGCCUUCACGCUCUUCGAACUCUCAAACUUAAUUUUCCAUCAAUUAAAAAACUUGAACAUAAAAAAAUGGCACAAUAGAAUAAUGGUGUAUUGAAAAAUAUAGAUAAAAUUCCGACUGUAACACAAGAUUUCUUAACAGAGGUAACUGUAGGCAAAUAUGUUACCAUGGA